This is a messenger RNA of Lodderomyces jiufengensis, 1632 nucleotides long. RefSeq names its product FACT complex subunit (gene POB3). Lineage: Eukaryota; Fungi; Ascomycota; Pichiomycetes; Serinales; Debaryomycetaceae. Gene Ontology annotation, molecular function: nucleosome binding; DNA binding; histone binding. The coding region runs from base 1 to 1632 and encodes 543 amino acids. The record is from RefSeq and is a predicted model, not a curated record. The transcript has a single exon. Gene Ontology annotation, cellular component: FACT complex; nucleus.
AUGGUUAAUACUGAUUUUGAAAGAAUUUACUUGAAUCAAUCAAGAGCUAGUGGUCGUAUGCGUAUAGCUGACUCUGGUCUUGGUUGGAAAGCAAGUAAUAAUUCAGCUACUAAUGGUUCAACAUCAAAUCAACAACCAUUCCUAUUACCAAGAGAAGAAAUCUUAGUGGCAACUUGGUCAAGAGGUUCAAAAGGUUAUGAAUUAAGGAUACAAACCAAAAACAAGGGAGUCAUAAUGUUGGAUGGUUUUCAUGUAGAUGAUUUUGCACAACUAAAACAAGAAUUAACACGAAAUUUUCAUAUAAAUUUAGAACAUAAAGAACAUUCAUUAAGAGGUUGGAAUUGGGGUAAGACUGAUUUAGCAAGAAAUGAAUUAAUUUUUAAUAUAAAUAAUAAACCAUCAUUUGAAUUACCUUAUGAUUCAAUUUCAAAUUCAAAUUUAACUGGUAGAAAUGAAGUUGCAGUUGAAUUUAACCUUGAUCAAGAUAAAAUUGGUGAUGAGGUUGUUGAAAUGAGGUUUUAUGUACCUGGUACAACAAUGGAUUUCGAAACUAAAAUAAUUAAAAAUGAAGAUGGUGAAGAUGAAGAAAUUGUUGAAACAAAUCUUGAAUCUGAACAAAAUGCUGCUCAAGCAUUUUACGAACAAUUAAAAGAGAAAGCAGAUAUUGGGCAAAUUGCAGGUGAAGCUAUUGUUUCAUUCAGUGAUGCAUUAUUUUUAACUCCAAGAGGUCGUUAUGAUAUUGAUAUGUAUUCUAAUUCAUUAAGACUAAGAGGUAAAACUUAUGAUUAUAAAAUUCAAUAUCAACAAAUUGAACGUAUAUUUUCAUUACCAAAACCUGAUGAAGUACAUCAUUUAAUGAUUAUACAAAUAGAUCCACCAUUAAGACAAGGUCAAACAAGAUAUCCAUUUUUAGUAUUACAAUUUGUGAGAGAUGAAGAAACUGAACUAGAAUUAAAUUUAAGUGACGAAGAAUUUGAAUCAAAAUAUAAAAAUAGAUUGAAAAAGACUUAUGAUGCACCAACUCAUAUUGUAAUGGCUCAUUGUCUUCGUGGUUUAACUGAAAAAAGAUUAAUAACUCCUGGUUCAUUCCAAUCAAGGUUUUUACAACCAGGUAUACCAUGUUCUGUAAAAGCGUCUGAAGGUUAUUUAUUCCCAUUAGAAAGAUGCUUUUUGUUUGUAACCAAACCAACAUUAUACAUUCCGUAUAGUGAAAUAAGUAAUAUAACUAUGUCAAGAACAGGAGGAGGUGUAUCAGCUUCGAGAACUUUUGAUUUAGAAGUUAACAUAGUCAAUUCAUCACAAAAACAUAUUUUUGGUAGUAUAGAUAGAGAGGAACAAGAAAAUAUUGAAAGAUUCUGCAAAGAAAAGAAUAUAAGAGUUAAAAAUGAAGAAAAAAUUGCUAAACAAAGAUUAGCAAAAGCAUUAGAACAAGAAGCUGAUAUGGAUGAUGAUGAUGCAGAUGUUGAUAUGGGAAGUGCGGGAGAUGAGGAUGAAGAUGAAGAUGUUGAUUUCAAAUCGGAUUCCGAUUCCGACGUCGCUGAAGAAUUUGAUAGUGAUGCACAAGAUUCAAGUGGAGAUGAAGAAGGCGGAGAAGCUGAUGAUAGACCACCAACUAAAAAGGCAAAAAAAUAA